AUGUGGCGAAGGGUCCGUAUGUAUGUUGUCGUUGCCAUGGCAGCGGUUACAACUUUGCUGACGAGCUACAUCAAGGACAGCCUCGUACGGAAGGGGAAGAAUUACAGAAGGCCUGGUAUGACUUCUACACUGUUCGACGCCAAGGACAGAGAGGACGUCAUGUACGAUUUUCUGGAGCACUUUCAGCCGAAACUGGACCCGAACUGGGAACUACAGUACGAAAGCUACACCAGGGACAGGCGGUUUAGACCCUCGACGUGUCCGUUCGGGCUACUGCACCGGAAGAACAAAUCUCGAUGGUUCGAGUCUAGAUACAUCGAGGACAUCAAGAUGUUCAUGGACAGAGAAGACUUGGAAGCCGAGAGCUUCCAGAAGCUACAGUCCAAAUAUCUGCUGCCGUUUGGCUACAAGGACAAGAACAAAACUGCGGUUGAAGAGAUCUUCAGCGUGCUUCCCGACCCUCCCGUGUGGGGCAUGCCGAGGAGAAAGUGCGUGCGGUGCGCGGUGGUGGGGACAGGCGGGCAGCUGAAAGGGUCUCUGAGGGGGAAGGAGAUAGACAGCCAUGACUACGUCUUCAGGUUGAACCACGCCCUGGUGGGAAGCUGGUACGUUCGGGACGUUGGGAACAAGACUUCCUUCUACAUCUUCUUCCCAGAGUCCGCACACAUGCAACACGUCAUCCACUCGGACCCAGUUCUAGUGUACAUCCCGUUCAAAGACUGGGACGUGGCCUGGAUGGCCGGCUGGCUGGUACGGAAGAAAGUCCCGCCGCCAAAGUGUUGGACAGACGGGGACCCAGAGUGCCGAAAAUAUGGCUACCCUGGAGCACCAAAGCUGGUGCGGCCUGAGCGGUUGUGUCUCGCACAUCCCGACUUCCUUCGCUAUGUGUUCUGUAACUACCUAAACGCGACCGGGCAGAGACCCACAACCGGAGUCUUCACUGCCUUCAUGGCGGUUCACUUGUGCGACCAGGUCUCUCUGUACGGGUUCGGCUUUGAUCCCAGGUACCCGAUGCACUACUAUGACCAGGAAAUCUUCACGGAGCCCAGACAGAACGACACAGCGCACAACUUCGGCAACGAGCGGGCCCUCUGGCGGAUUCUGGACCGGGAAAAUAUCGUGCGCUGGGUGCGGAGAUAG
Molecule: messenger RNA, 1140 nt
Organism: Branchiostoma belcheri (Belcher's lancelet)
Lineage: Eukaryota; Metazoa; Chordata; Leptocardii; Amphioxiformes; Branchiostomatidae
Product: CMP-N-acetylneuraminate-beta-galactosamide-alpha-2,3-sialyltransferase 1-like
Exons: 8
Coding region: 1-1140 (379 amino acids)
Molecular function (GO): sialyltransferase activity
Source: RefSeq, a predicted model, not a curated record